UUGGAAUCGAGAACGCGAGUAGACUACUUCUCUACUCAGUUGUUCUGACGUUUAGUGAGAUAAUGAGUGCCUACACUUCAGCUUGUACUACAUACAUCGCUAAGUAAAGUAAUCCGAAAUGCAUUUCUCAAUUCCCGACACACAGGAGUUAAGAGAUUCAAGCAAUGCUCCAUAUUGUGCAUACAACAUACAUGUAAAUGGCGUCUUUCACUGCACAGUGCGAUAUAGACAGCUACACAACUUCUAUGAACAGCUGAAAAAGGAAUAUGGAGCAAAUUUAUUGCCUGUCUUUCCACCAAAAAAGAUACUGCCUUUAACUGGGAAUCAGAAAGAGGAAAGAAAGCUAAUGCUAGAACGUUUCAUCCAAUUAAUAAGUCAGGAUGCACGAAUAUCGAAUAGCGAAACCUUCAAUAGUUUUUUCCUUGCGGCGCAACAGGAAACUGAGCAAGAAACACCAGUGGAGGUAGAGCUAGAUAUAUACCUUAUGAAUGGUCACAAGAUUCCAGUGACUAUCAUGUCCACAGAUCAAACAGACGAUGUCCUGGAGAUCGUUGCUCAGAAGAUACAGCUAAAUGAGGACUUUGUCUUCUAUUUUGCACUUUAUCUUAUAAAAAAGGACGAUGACAAUGAAAUAUCGAUUGUGCGCAAAAUGCAAGAUUUUGAAUCGCCUUACUUAUCCCAACGAUCAGCUGGUCCGAAGCACCGAAUUGUUGUUCGAAAAGGGUACUGGGACCCAGUGUUUGAUGACCACCUGAUAGACGACAGAAUAGCCAUGAAUCUACUCUACGUGCAAGCCAUCAGCGACCUUGAACGAGGCUGGACAGAGGCAAAGAAAGACACACAUCGGCAGCUAGGCUCUCUCCAGACAAAGGGCUCGAAAAAAGAAUAUAUCAUGUUAGCAAGGACGCUGAAGCACUAUGGGUACAUCCAGUUUAAGCCGUGUGUUGUUGACUACCCGACCCCCGGGGCUCGUGUCAUCAUCAAUGCCGGCAACAAGGAGCUGUGCAUGCGUGUGCACGUCGCCAAGGACCAGGUGAGGGAGGCGGUUUUCAAGGUGACGCGGAUGCGCUGCUGGCGUAUUACGACGUCCAUCGACAAGGAGAUGGGCGACGUUGACCCGCAUCUGGAGCUGGCCUUCGAGUACCUGAUGAGCAAGGACAACCUGCAGUGGAUCACGAUCGUUAGCGACCAGUCAAUACUUCUCAGCAUGUGCCUUCAAGGAAUGGUUGACGAGCUUAUCAUGAAGAAACAGGGCGGCCGCAUUAGGCGGCCAGCCGAUCGGCCAAAGCAGCGCCAUCGCAGCUACAUGAAGCGAGAUGGCAGCAUGGACAUGCGCAACAGCAGUGGUGCUUCUAACGGUGACGACGAACAUCACGAUGAGAGUGCAACGUCGACCGCGCACAGAGCGCUCGAAUCGGUGAAGAAGCUGUCGGACAAGCUGUCUUCUGUGUCGGUGGUCGGUCGGACUACCAACACUACAGCGAACACCCAGCCCAGUCCAGCCAAGGGAAAGAGUUUUGUGGAGAAUGAUGCCUUCGAGGGCAUAGGUGAUGACGAUCUGUGAUGGACACAUGGGAGGGGCUCACCUGUGAUCGACAGAGCGACGCACUCUCCGGCACGAUGCCACGGAUAUUGCUUGUAGCCAUGGCAACGGCUACAUCUACUUUGACUGCGUGCGAGAGUCCUUUUGUAAGGUGCCAUUUAACAUCGAGCAUUGGAUCAAGAAUAGUUAUAGUUGUUGUCUGGACAUGGUGCUGUCACGCACCUGUGACCAUCUUGAAUGUCUGUGACUGGUGAAUGGUGUAAAAUGGAAAUUUGCCACUGCCUCGCACUUUGUUUUAUGUAUGCAGGCUUUAUGGAUGCUGUAUUUAUACGUUUGAAUGGGUCCCUCGAUUCGUAUAGUCUGUUGAUGCAUUUUCGGGUGUUCAAUUCUGAAUUCAUAAAACUCAUUUCAGGGCUUUUUUCAUCACGUUUACUUCACCUUCUUGCCAAGAUUCAUAUUUCUAAUAAGAAAUCACGUACGACACUUGUUGCUUAAUUUUACAAAAAUAGGAUGCGUAGUAGGCCAAUCACAGUGCAGUGCAUAUUGUGAUUAUGGAUUAAUUAAUUGGCACAGAGAUGCAGUGCCUAAUCGACAGGCUUAUAUUAACUUUAGUAAAAUAAUUUUUUUUAAGGUUAUCACAUGAUAUAUGUUAUGUAAAGUGCUACGUAGUGCUUAUUUACUUUGAAAUUUACGUUAAAAUGUAUGAGAUAGCGAGUUUUACCAUUCUUUGAUUUCGGCUACCAUCUCGGCAAGCUGAUAUUGGUGUAUAUCUGUUUGAAAUGAGCAUUUUUUUAUGUCGCACGACGACACAAGGACAUUUCCUUGGACUUGCUCGAAACACGAAAGGUUGUGACAGAAAGCGUUUGUGACGGGUGAUCUUCUGCAGGUGAUGAAUUAUGUGCUAAACAUCUGUACCUGCCUGUGCUAUUUCCUCGAAUAACAAGGAUGUGGCAUCUUCUGCUCUCAACUCCCACAUUGUCGCUAUUGGUGUUAUAUACUAGUAAAAACGAAAUCACUUGAAACAUGUAGAUCUGAGGGUUUUCUCACCCAUUCCAUUUCGGGAAGUGUACAUAGUUGGGGAAUCUCUUGAAUAGUCGGGAAUCUACACGUAAACGAGCAUGUAGAAACUUGUAUAUAAUGAACUGCAUGUCUAGACGGGUGCCCACUCUGCAGAAUUUUGACUUCGCUGAGAAACUUGUGGUUGAAAUUCACUUGUCGUGAACAUACGGGAUAGAUGGCUGUUAAAUAUCCCUUGAGUCUAGAACGCGAUUCUAUUAAUCACUGAAUUACAAUACGACCGAGAGGUCCAAUCAGGAGCCGUUUUAUGUUCACCAACUCGCUGCACGUCCGUGUAAAUGAAAUUGGCUGACUGGACAUUUCGCGACCGCAGCCCUGUUGGCUGUGAGUCGUCUUUGCCAGUUGGAGAGGGUGCUGGCUAUGUUAGCACUACUUUCAGUGUAACUCUAAACGCACUCUGGUCAACUCUUAGGCCUCAGUGAAGCUGAAGUUGCCACGAGGCAAAUUUAUUCAUAAAACGCCACGUUAAACAUUGCUAGGGUUAUAUGGUGCAGCGAUAGUGCUUUACAGAGUACAAUUUCAUCAUUCACAAUUCAGUGAUUGCUGUGGUCAGUGGGCAGUAUUGCUAAAUCAAAAAUUCUAAUUUCGUCUCACCUUAGGGUGGACCACAGCUUCAUGAUGAAUAACCUCACGUAAAUGCAGUAAAUAGAAACGUAUACUGUGAUGCGUUUCUCUCGAUUUGCUCUUGGUUUGCCCGUAGCCAUGCCAGCCCACCACAAUGUCCUGUAUCGAUGCAUAUAUUUAAAGGAGUUAAAAAGUAUGCGGAUGUUAUUCAAUAAUAACUUAUCUUUAAUAAGUGUUUACACAAAAAAGAAAUCUCAAUAGGUUUUAGUGUUAAUGAGGCAUUAAUAAAGCUCUAGAAAGAAGCUCUCUGUAAAUAAAAAUCAUUGAAUUUUUGUGCAAGGCAAGUAAAAUGUACUGGUAAUAUUUUGCUAAACUUCAUGGAAUAGAACAUGCCUAAAAAGUAAAAAUACAAUUUGGGUUGUAUCUUGGCCAACAAUCAAUAGAAAUCAUGUCACAUCCAUUAAUUACAAUCAACCAACUUCGUACAUCCACUGAUUUUUGCGUGACCUGCACAAGUUGCGUAGGAUAACCUUCACCUAAUGUAUAGAGUGUUUGAGUGAAUGAAUAUUUUGCUGUAUAUCAACAGUGAACAUACAAGUAUAAGUUUUGUAAGCCCUGAGGCAACUGAUAUGUAAAGUGUUGUGGGUAUUUUUGUAAAAGCUUACAUUGAUCAUUACGAGAAAAAAAGUGAAAGUGCAACUGUCCAAAUAAAAUCAUCACGUUUAUAUAUAUCUAUAUCUAUCGUAUUACUUAAUUAUGCUUGUGCUAUCGUAACACUGGUAAAUUUUCCAAAGGUUUGCAUGUCCGAGCAGAAGAACGAUGAUGGCAGUGUGCUUGCACUGUCAUUCCUGCGGGUUGUUUUAUCAGGAUAGGAUUCUUGUCUCGCACGAUGGAUAAUCGUGUCACCAAGAUAACAACAGGAGUAGAUAAUAGAGACUAAUCUCUAUUAUCUACUCCUGAUAACAAUAUCAAAUACUGGAAUUUCCAGGCCCGAGAAAAAACAUAUUGGAUUGACGGGUCCGUCUCUCGACUCUAGCCUAAUGAUAAAAUUGCUAUAUUUCAUCAUAUGUUUAUUUUUAAUAUUUCACUGUAUCGUAUUAUCAGGUAUUAUUAUUGGUGUGUGAAUGAUUCGUUGGCAUAGUUAUUAUGUAUAUAUGUAUACGUCUGCCUAUCCCAUUCUUUUCUGGGUACUUUUCCAUGUAGCUUUUGCAGUUUUAUAAUCACGAAAACAGUGCUAGACAGGUAUCGUGAAAACAAUCGUUGUCUCUCACCAAAGACAAUAUAUGCGGUCUUUGCUAUCACCUCUUUCGCGCACGCAUAUGCCCAAGAGUGAGUAAGAGUGAGCGAGUGAAGAAGGGAGGGAGGAAGGGGCGAGAGAAGGUGAGGUUGAGACGAAAUUGGAUUGUAAGGAGGGGAAAACCAUUGCCGAUUUGUAUCCUAUAGGUGUCUUGCGCAGCUAGGACUAUUUUGAUGAAAUAAAUUGAUAUAAAUUACAGUGUA
Priapulus caudatus is the source of this 4684-nucleotide messenger RNA. RefSeq names its product sorting nexin-17-like. Gene Ontology annotation, molecular function: phosphatidylinositol binding. The record is from RefSeq and is a predicted model, not a curated record. The coding region runs from base 119 to 1564 and encodes 481 amino acids. NCBI's taxonomy places the organism in Eukaryota, Metazoa, Priapulida, Priapulimorpha, Priapulimorphida, Priapulidae. Gene Ontology annotation, cellular component: early endosome. Gene Ontology annotation, biological process: intracellular protein transport; signal transduction. The transcript is spliced from 13 exons.